GACUUUCACAGUGAAGGUCUAAAUCUGGUCCACACUCCAGUCCAGUUGGUGGCGGUAAUGCACCUUAAAGUUGGUUGCCAACCGCCAUAUAAAAUCCACAGAAGAAGAAGAACAUGCGCUAACGCAGGUUUGAUUUUCGUGAAUAUACAGUACGGCCAGUGAGGACAUGGAACCUUGAAAGUAUGGCGGAUGCUGAGGAGCCGUAAGUACAAAAAAUUAUAUUUAUUGUAGCUAGCUGACAGAAUCGACAUUAUGCUGCUGUAAAACAAGCAUUGAACCUUCUUUUAUUCUCUCCUCUUUAGGGAGAAGAAAAGAAGGAAAAUAGAGGAGCUGACUGAGAAGUUAGUGACGAAAUGCUUGAAACUGGCAGCAGGUUUGAGUUGCACAGUUAGUUAGUGAGCUAGCUAACUAGCCUGUUAGCAUGGAGUGUUGAAAUUCAUUCGUUCAACAAUUUCACACAGCUAGCUAUGGAAAUUGGCCCAAUUCGAGUAGAUAACGAGCUAAUUCUAACAACCGGGCAAAGGAACAGGCCUAGUCGAAGUGUGCCCAAUGCAAUAUCAAAGAGAACCAGUUAACCGUAGCUAAUAUGGUAUCUAGCUAACGUUAGUUAGCGAACGUUAAUAUAAUAGGGAGCUAACGUUAGCUAGCUAGUUAGCAGUAACAGCAGCAUCUGGUGUCUGACUUUUCACAUAUAGAAUGAUUGAUUAACGUUAGCUAUACUAGGGAAAUCAUCCUGAUGUUAAUUUACAUGCUACAGACCUAUAUUUAUCUACCUAGCUAGCCAUCUAGUUUUGACUCAUCAUCACACUUGUCAUAAAGGUUUGUGUGAUUGCUGGUUGAUAUGUGCAGCAGAGCACCUUCUGUUCUGUGUUUUCUGUGUGCAGAAUGGCUGUAGAUGGGGGACACAGGGACAGUGGAGAUUGGGAUGGCCGAUGGAACCAUGUGAAGAAGUUUCUGGAGAGACCCGGCCCAUUCACUCAUCCUGACUUUGAGCCAAGCAUUGAGGUAAGGAAUUAGAUAAUAACAUUUUUUUUUAUUUAGGGGAUAGAGAAAAGCAUUCACCACACCAACUCUGAUGUUCCUUUCAGUCCCUUGGGUUCUUAUUGGAGACAUGCAAAAUCCUGGUCAUUGGAGCUGGAGGACUUGGGUGUGAGCUGCUCAAAAAUCUGGUAUGAGAGAUAAUGUCCAGCUUCCAGGUGCACAUUUUGUUGUUAUCUUGUUCUAUUUCUACUCAGUAUCUUAAUAUGUGGUUUUGCCUUGUUCUGAUCUAGGCCCUGUCAGGUUUUCGUCACAUUCAUGUUGUUGACAUGGAUACCAUCGAUAUCUCCAACCUCAACAGGCAGUUCCUUUUCAGGUUUGGCUCGCCUUCCCCACCUCCCAUGGCCAUUACUCUAUUAAUAACAACCUUAGUGUGUUCACGGUUGAAAGAAGCAACAUACUGAAAGUGUCUUAAGUUUACUUUUCAACACACACCUCAAUCAAUCAAAUGUAUUUAUAAAGCCUUUUUUACAUCAGCAGAUGUCACAAAGUGCUAACCUGUAUACCCUGUUUAGGCCCAAAGAUGUUGGACAUCCAAAAGCAGAUGUGGCUGCUGACUUUGUCAAUAAUCGAAUCCCUGGAUGCAAAGUCGUCCCGUAUCCUUUGCAACUGACGUGCAGAAUAGUGGAGUGUAGGCUUACCCCAUACAAAUUACUGCAUUACUAAGCUUGAGCAUGUGAAGUACUAUAAGUACUAUAUUUUCUAUUAUUUUUCUUAAUUAAUAUUCUGCUUAGACACUUCAACAAAAUCCAGGACUUUGAUGAAUCUUUCUACAGACGUAAGUGCAAACUUUGUUUACAUUAUAGGGUAGGGGAGGGAAUGGCCGGCAGGGAUGUAGCUCAGUUGAUAGAGCAUGGCGUUUGCAACGCCAGGGUUGUGGGUUCGAUUCCCACGGGGGGCCAGUAUAAAAAAUAUAUAUUCACUAACUGUAAGUCGCUCUGGAUAAGAGCGUCUGCUAAAUGACUAAAAUGUAAAUGUAAUUAUGGUGUUUUCAAAAAACAUUUGUACCUAAUAACAAUGGCUCUGACACUUUUUUUUUCUCUCUUAUAUUUGUAGAAUUCCACAUUAUUGUUUGUGGAUUAGAUUCUAUCAUCGCCAGGCGUUGGAUGAAUGGCAUGCUGGUAUGUAUGUCUGAAUAUGAACUAUAGGCUAUGUGGAUUGUGUGUGUAUGUAAAACGUGAGAUCCCCCAAUCAUUUACAGAUAUCCCUUCUGAGCUAUGAGGAUGGUGUUCUGGACCCCAGUUCCAUCAUCCCCCUCAUUGACGGUGGGACGGAGGGUUUCAAAGGCAAUGCUCGGGUCAUUCUGCCUGGCAUGACUGCAUGCAUCGACUGCACCCUGGAGCUCUACCCACCACAGGUGCUCCAAGCUCUCUCAGACCUGCCAAAUAUAACUGCUAUUUUCAGUGUACUACUUCAGUAGCCCACUACUUCUUUGUUAAGUUGGACAGUGAUUUGUGUACUGCAGCCAUUUUUGUGUUAUUUAUCAGUGACAGCUUUGGUGUAUGUGUUCAAUUGUAUGUGUGUUGUAUAGCCUAAUGUGUUGUAUUAUUUUGGUCCAUAGAUUAAUUUCCCCAUGUGCACCAUUGCGUCUAUGCCGCGGUUGCCAGAGCAUUGCGUUGAGUAUGUCAGAAUGCUACAGUGGCCCAAAGACAAGCCUUUUGGAGGUAUGUCCAUGAAUAACACUUCUCAUUGUCACAUAUCACAACUUGAUUGCAAUCAAAAAGGGCAGCAAGUUAUUAUGCUGUAUUACUCACUGUAUCCUUAGGUGGCCAUAAUCCCUUCAUAACACCAUCAUAAAGAUCAACAUAAUAUAUAUAAUGGCAGAUAAUGACACAUGCUCAUGGCUGUCCCUCAGAUGGUGUUGGUUUGGAUGGGGAUAACCCUGAGCACAUCCAGUGGGUGUUCCAGAGGGCCCAGGAGAGAGCUGCUGACUACAGCAUCACAGGAGUCACAUACAGACUCACACAAGGUGAGGAGCACCAUACUGUAACACCCUGUCCUGCAUAGAUGGUAAAACUCUCAUGCUAUAUCAGCUUUUAGCUAUACAUACUGUAUAGUACAAGCAACAUUUGGGGUAAGUUCCUUUUUCAAUGAAGAUGGAAAAAAAAAAAAUAUAUAUAUAUAGGCCUAUUACAAUUCUAAGUUGAAAUUGUAUUAACCCCAACUCCCCCACUUACAAGUAUUGGUUGCAAAAAUCUGCGAACAGUGUGGAGUUAGAUUUAUUUUCACAUGGUUUUUGCCUCAGGCGUCGUGAAGAGGAUCAUCCCUGCUGUGGCGUCAACAAAUGCUGUAAUAGCUGGUAGGAAACCCUUAUGGACUGUCAAUUGUUGUUUUUUGUUAGGGGGUCAUUGUGUUUUAUCUUGAUGGAUCCCGACUUGAUUACAAGUAGCUACUUCAGUACAUUUCAAUUAGUGUAACUUAUUUCACUUUUUUUGUAGCUGCCUGCUCCACUGAAGUUUUUAAAAUAGCUUCAAGGUCAGUACUAUGAAUGAAUCAUCCCAUCACUGUAGAGAAAAGUUCUGUUUCAUACUAGAUAUCAAAUUCAUAUGACUUUUCUCUGACUUUGCAGCGCUUAUAUUCCACUGAAUAAUUAUCUGGUAUUUAAUGAUGUGGACGGACUGUACACCUACACCUUUGAGGCAGAGCGAAAGGUUAGUAAUGUCUCGGUAGUACCCAGAGUAUCCUAAAUGGAUAUAUAUUUGCCCAUUUUAUUAAGGAGAACUGUACCAAUGUUACUGACAGUGCUAUUGACACAAGGCUGGAAAGGGAUGGUGUGGUGUCAGGCCUUCAUGCUCUUGUUUGGUCUGACAGGAGAACUGCUCAGCUUGUAGCCAGGUGCCCCAGGAUCUACAGUUUCCACCCUCUGCCAAGCUACAGGAGGUCUUGGAGUACCUGACAGAGAAUGCCUCCCUGUGAGUACAUCUGCUAGUAACCAGAUUGACUGAUAUUGAUGUCUGUCAUGUUUUUUUAUGGUUACUGAAAAGUGUAAAUGUGAAGUUAUCAUUGUUAACUUUAAAACAUUAUUGUUUUCCAGACAAAUGAAGUCCCCAGCCAUCACAGCAACCCUGGAAGGGAAAAAUAAGACACUAUAUUUACAAACUGUAGCUUCAAUUGAAGAAAGAACUAGACCAAACCUUUGCAAAACCUUGAAAGGUAAGAUGUUUUUUUUUUCUUCAAAUAUGUGCAUGGUAUGUGUAUGGUAGACUAUAAAGCUAUGUGUUUGUUUCGGCCAUCUUGUAAAUGUAAUGUGUUGUUGCAGAACUGGGAUUGUCUGAUGGACAGGAACUAGCAGUGGCAGAUAUCACCACCCCUCAGACUGUCCUCUUCAAGCUGAAACUCACCUCUUAAACCCAUCAAAGUACACAUACAGAAUCCAUUAAGACUUCUGACAACCUUUGGGGAAAAAAUGGCAAUUGAUACAGCUUGGUAUUGUUUUAAUAUAUUUGAGACUGAUAAUGUAUAUAAGAUCCAUUUUCUCGUAUUGGCCCAUUAUGGGGGGUAGUGUGGAAGGUCAACAGCUUUAUAUCACUACAGUGUAAUCAGUCUGUGAACAUUUUCCUUUAACAAUGUUGUUUUACUUCUCAAUGUUUGCUCCAAAUGGCUGUCUUCUUUCCCCCACUUAAAUAGCAGUAGUUUCUCCUUAUAUACGUAAUAAUGACAACUGUGCUGCAAUAAAGUGUUUU
Coregonus sp. 'balchen' is the source of this 4721-nucleotide messenger RNA. NCBI's taxonomy places the organism in Eukaryota, Metazoa, Chordata, Actinopteri, Salmoniformes, Salmonidae. The record is from the annotation of a GenBank genome assembly.